AUGUGCAUAAUGGCGCAAGCCAUGGUGCGUAUCCCCCUCGCAAAUGGGAGCGAUAGACCAGAAAAGUGCCGUACCGUGCUCCUGAUGCUGGUGCUGGUGUCAUGGUGCUCGUGGGUGCUUGGAUUUCCCCCACUUGCUGGAGGGGUCCAUGAAAAAUGUCAUCUCAUGCAGGGCACGCCGUUGUUUCCGUCCCACAAGGCGAUAUUGUUUUGGACGACUGAUGUUGACUUUUUUUCCAGAAAAAUUUCUGUCAUAUUUUUCUUCUCUUUCUCUUCCCUGCGAACCUUGUCCUCCGGGUCGUCGAUCUUGUGA
Colletotrichum lupini is the source of this 312-nucleotide messenger RNA. RefSeq lists its product as uncharacterized. Lineage: Eukaryota; Fungi; Ascomycota; Sordariomycetes; Glomerellales; Glomerellaceae. Bases 1 to 312 code for a protein of 103 amino acids. The record is from RefSeq and is a predicted model, not a curated record. The transcript has a single exon.